AAAGGUUCUGAAAUUUUUGUGUAUUAAGAAAUACAAAUAUUUUAUCCAUCUGUUGGUACGAAACGACAUCGUUUUACGUUUGAUAGAUUUGGAUUAUGAAAAUGAAAAACCUGUCUUCAACCCAAUUUCUCUUCAUCUGUAUAGUUCAGCAGUUCCCGCCUUUUCCCUCUGUCGUAAAGUGAUCAAAACCGCUUUCUCGUCUUCAUUUACCUCAAAAAUGAGCAGUUCUGGAGAUAGUUCCCCUGAUUGGUUGCGUUCUUAUCAGGUGCCUACUCCUAAUUCGCCAGUUACACUGUCAUCUGAUUCCGAGUAUUUACAUGAUAGUCGUAGUUUUUCUGAUGAGGAUAUAAUUGACGAUGAAGAUUCAUCUCCUAAGUCACCUAAGAAUCUUAAGGCCAAUAAGAACAAGGGUAGUGCCAAGUCUUCAACUAAAAAGACAUUAGAAAGAAAAAGUCUUACGAUAGAAGAUGAAGCACCGCCCACAAGAAAGAAAUUGUACACGCGGAAGGAUAAAAAUGGAAAGAAGGAGGAAAAGAAGAUCAAGCUCGAUUCAGACACCGACAAGGAAGCAGAGCAUAAAGAAUCUAUUCAUUCAAUGUGGGAGCUGUCAUCAGACUCUGAGUCAUGUCGUGAUCAUAGCCCAAAAACUGAAGAUCAGAUUGAUCAGGUGGAAACUAAACCCCAAACAUCUCAACCUCCUGGUGAAGAUGGACUUCUCCGUGACAAUGACGGAAAGUCUCCAUCCAAAAAGGCUUCAAAGGCAAAGGCAUCACAAAAACAAACAGACUUAGAAGAUUGCACACCAGUAAAAGGGAAGAAAACGAAGGUUAAUGCAAAGGGGAAAGGUGGUGAUGGAGAUGUAGAAGUUAAAGACGAAGAAACUUUUGAAAAGCCUGUUGAACCUAAUGUUUCCUCCUCAAUAUUGCCUUUGAUGCUUUCUGAGAAAGUUCAUCGCACAAAGGCUCUUGUUGAGUGUCAAGGUGACUCCAUAGAUCUAAGUGGUGAUAUGGGAGCUGUAGGGAGGGUUAUUAUCUCAGAUUCCCCAUCUGGGGAUCAGGAAAUGUGCUUAGAUUUGAAAGGAACAAUAUACAAAACAUCUAUAAUUCCUAGCCGGACGUUUUGCGUUGUUAGCUUUGGGCAGACAGAGGCAAAGAUAGAGGCCAUCAUGAACGACUUCAUACAGCUGAAUCCACCGUCUGAUGUUUAUGAAGCUGAAACUAUGGUUGAAGGGACAUUGGAUGGUUUUUCCUUUGAUUCUGACGAGGAAGAUGGUAAGAGGCAGAAAACCACCCACCCAUCUGAUCAAAACGAGCACGCUGAGGAACAGACACCUGGUAAAUCCAAACGGAAAGCGGACAAAACAUCAGGUGCUGAAAAGAAAAGAGGUAAAAAUACUGGAGGAAAAUCACAGCCAAAGACAGCAAAGAAGAAAGCUCCAAGUUCCAAGAGGGCAAAGCCUAAGAAAUGAGUCAAAGAAAGAUUCUAUUAUUUACUGUAUAUGCCUGUACUAAAUAACUGAUUCUUGAAUUAAAAGUAGGAUGCUGAAUCAAUUUACCAAUGACAGAGAUGGUAAAUCCGCGAUAGUAGAUCAGUUGCUGUUAGAAUUCUUACCAAACCCCGAGCAGGAAAAUUUAAAAAUAUGGUCUGCUGAAUGAGUUAUUAUCAAUUCCUUGUUAUAUUCCUCAUUAUAAUGUUUCGAUACACUCAUUGUGA
Molecule: messenger RNA, 1713 nt
Organism: Medicago truncatula (barrel medic)
Lineage: Eukaryota; Viridiplantae; Streptophyta; Magnoliopsida; Fabales; Fabaceae
Product: DNA-binding protein BIN4
Exons: 13
Coding region: 218-1468 (416 amino acids)
Biological process (GO): chromosome organization; DNA endoreduplication
Cellular component (GO): DNA topoisomerase type II (double strand cut, ATP-hydrolyzing) complex; nucleus
Molecular function (GO): double-stranded DNA binding
Source: RefSeq, a predicted model, not a curated record